Rosa rugosa (rugosa rose) is the source of this 369-nucleotide messenger RNA. Its product is annotated as glucan endo-1,3-beta-D-glucosidase-like. Bases 1 to 369 code for a protein of 122 amino acids. The transcript has 3 exons. NCBI's taxonomy places the organism in Eukaryota, Viridiplantae, Streptophyta, Magnoliopsida, Rosales, Rosaceae. The record is from RefSeq and is a predicted model, not a curated record.
AUGGCUCAAUCAAGGAGUGCUUCAUCUCUUUCCAUUCUGUUCCUUCUGCUCUUGUUCAUCCACUUUCCUGGAGGGCCUAUAAAGGUUGUUAGUGAGGAUGAGAAUAAGACCUGGUGUGUUGCUAAGCCUUCAGCAACUGAUUCAGAGCUCUCUGCUAACAUUCAGUUUGCCUGCAACCAAUUGAAGGAUUGCAAGGUGAUACAAGAAGGAGGCUCAUGCUAUAACCCCAACUCACUCAUUAACCAUGCCUCAGUGGUGAUGAAUCUUUACUAUAAAGCGGUAGGCCAAAACAGCUGGAAUUGUGACUUCAGAGGAUCUGCUCUCAUCACUCAGACUGAUCCAAGUUAUGGUAAGUGCGAGUAUGCAUAG